Molecule: messenger RNA, 1488 nt
Organism: Pieris macdunnoughi
Lineage: Eukaryota; Metazoa; Arthropoda; Insecta; Lepidoptera; Pieridae
Source: the annotation of a GenBank genome assembly
AUGGGAGACAGAAUAGAAGAGUAUGACAAUUUUAUACUAUGCCACACGGGACAAACGCCAGGCUUGUAUGAUACGCGGCUGUCAAUUAUACAAGUUUAUGCCCCUACGGAAAAAGCUAUCAAAGACGAGAUUGACAAAUUCUACUAUACACUAAACAAAGCGAUUGAUAAAUCACACAAAGACUUCAUACUCAUGGGUGACUGGAAUGCGAAAAUUGGUAAACCAAGGAAGGAAGAAUAUCUAGUCACGAAACCGAACGGAUAUGGAGAGAGAAAUGAGAGGGGACAGCUAUUGAUGGAAUUUGCUAACAUAGUAAACAAAAUAGUAAACACAUUUUUCAAGAAAAAAGUAAAAAAUAGGUGGACUUGGCACUCUCCUGAUAAAAAAUACAAAAAUGAAAUCGAUCUUGUUUUAUCAAAACGCCCACAGAUAUUUCAAAAUAUUGAAGUUCUGAAUAUAAAAUUCCCCUCAGACCACAGGCCCGUCAGAGCAACGAUAUUAUUUGCACAUACGAAAAGCCGAACAAAGUACAAUAACCAUCAAAAGAAAACAAUAACGAACGAAGACGAUAUCUCUCAAUUCAACAAAUAUCACCAGAAGCCUGCAAGAAAUUCAAAACAAAAACAAAAAACACAUAAAAUACUGUCAGAGCUACAGCUUAUGGAGAGACGAAAGGAACUUCAGAAGACAAAACCCAAAUCAAGAACAAUUAAAAAUGAGAUAUCUGCCCUUUACAAGCUCAUAAGUAAAUAUAUUAGAAAAUACUACUCAAACCACACAUAUAAUACUAUCGAAAAACAUAUAAUUCAAACUGGAGGCACGAAAAAAGCUUACAAAGAGCUGCAAACACAUAAAACAUGGAUAGAAGGUUUGAAACAAGGCAAAAAAACACACAGCAACCGUAAAGACAUAAUCACUGUAGCAACACAAUUUUAUAAAGAAUUAUACAACAUCAGAGAAACAACUAACACAAAUGGAAGAGUUCAUUACCUAAGCCCAAACAUUAGAAAUCCACCUAUACCUCAGAUUGAAAUAAGCGAGGUAAUAGCAGCAACAAAAACUCUUAAAUCAGGGAAAAGCCCAGGAAUUGACGGCAUCACAAAUGAGAUACUAAAAACCGAUUCAGAAACUCUUAUAGUCCACCUGACUGAACUGUUUAACCUCAUUCUUAACACUGGAGAAACACCCACCCAGUGGUCAGAAUCUGACAUUAUCCUUAUCUACAAAAAGGGUGACCCCAAUGAUAUAGUUAACUACAGACCAAUAAGCCUGGUACCUGCCAUCUACAAGCUCUUCUCUUCAAUAGUGAAUAAGAGAAUAUACCCUACAGUAGAAGCGCGUCAACCUGUCAAGCAAGCCGGAUUUAGGAACGAGUACUCAACGAUCGAUCACAUACACACACUGGAACUUCUGACUGCAACAUCUUCUACCCGCAUGUUAUCCAUUCAUAACGCCACACCGGUAUAUAUAAAUUUGUGGGGGCAUUAA